AUGAACGUGAACGCGUUAAUUUCCGAUAUUAUUCAGGUACCACACCGCGCGCCGUCGACUAGUCAAAGUGUGGAGGCAAUUCACGCGAGCCUCGCUGCGUUCAAAGCGUUUAGCCACCACGCUACUAGUAGUAGUGACGAAGGCCAUCGCGACUUGGCUCGAGCGUUGGAACAGCUCGAGAACUCGGCGUGUGCUUGGUUUCCACAGUAUGGCUGUGUCAUUCUCGCGAUAGCCGCGGGGUACAAUGCGUUGUCCCACUUGGUUCUCCUGUACCCAGACAUGUGGCAAGCCAACGUCUCGCAUCGUUCGACAGGCGCAACAUUCACCGCCAAGCCGAGUGGCACGACUGUACUCGACGUUGGCACUAUCCCGACCGAGGCGGUGGAGGGGUUUCGAGACCGAUUGCAAGCCCUGUUGCACAAAGUAGCCACUCGACAUGGUAAUGGACGAAGCGCUGUGAAUGGCCAAGGGCACCAGAAAACACCCCAUUUCAUCCACGCCUUGGCUCGCCAAGUCCUCAGUUCCAUCGUUGUCGAAGUGGCGCCGUACGGAGGGAGCACCGAUGUGGGGAUGCACACUGGCACCCAACCCCGAGCCACAGCGCACCCCCUUGUCGAAGCCGCCUUGUACUACUUUCUCGCCCACCCUCCCAGUUACGACCGACUUCGAGGGCACUUUUUGCUGUGGGUGGCGAAGCAGUACAAUGUCGAGAUGACCAUCGACUCGAUCAACACGGCCAUGAGCCUUGUGGACGCCAUUGCGCUUCCCGCGCUGGACAUGGAUGAGCAUGGCGCGAACGUGAAAGCCAUCACGGAGCAGUUGCAAAUGCUGCGAGCCACGUUGGACUCCCAGUAUUUGCAUUUUACGAGCACCAAAGCCGAGCGGUUUAAGAUUGUUGAGCCCAACGAUGUACGAUACCCCGCCUUGGUCUCGGACGCGCUACGCUCCAGUCAAGUGCCCACUACACCACUGACAAUGCAAGAGCGCCAGGCGCGGGCAUUGGCCAACAGUGGGGCGCUGCCCAACUUUCCGCACUAUGGAAAUGUCUCGCCUGGGAGUUUCCAACAGGUUCUGACUUGGAUUAGCAGCGAUGCGCGGUUGAAGGCUGGGAAAGAACAAGAUGCGUGCUUGCUCGUCUUGAAUGAAAUCCACGAGAUGAUGUGGUCAUGUGCCAAACACUUGUCAGCCACUCAAUCUCCCAUGCACUUGUCUGUCGACGACGUGUCGGCGCUGGACCAACUCGUGACCGCGUACUCUGAAUUGUUGGACGCUUGGCUAACGUCUAACGACGGUCGACAUCAAAUGAUGACAAAACUCCGAAGCUACGAGGUCGUGGUGACAUGGAUGGGGUAUUGUCUGGUGCAUCAACAUUGCGCUCAAGAAUACCCGCUCGUGUUGGCCUACCAAACGCCAUUGAACUGGAUGAAUCUCGGUUCGUUGGUGAUGGAAGACAAACGAGCGAUCGACGCCAUGCGCUUGGUAGCGGGGUACAUUCGUUGCAUCAACAAUGCCGCGAGGUUGCCAUUGUUCUCGUUGGCCAGCAUUGGAGGAACGGUCGAGUUCUCGCAAAAGUUUGCUGAAACUUGUGAUGAGAUGCAACAGCGAUGGUCGAGUGAAGAGGAAGCAACAAGUCGACGCAUGGAAACGUACAUGAAUCAAGUACGAGCGAAGCAAGUCCGAGCGGCGAAACUGCGAGCUGAAUUGCCGGGGUUGCAGAGUGCAUUGAGCGUGGCCAGCACGGAGUAUACACAAGCGCAGCAAGCUGAAGAGGCAACUCGCAUCAAUUACCCGGAUGUGUAUGUUUGCAAAAGACGCCAUGGAUAUUACAAAACUUCGGACCAAGCGUGUACAGCAGUACAUGCCACAUCGUCCGCUCUUUCCCGAAUGAACGCAGCCCAACGAAACUGGGAUGCCAAGAAUGCAGAAAUCUCAAAGACAAUUGUGCCGCCCCCAUUUGUGGUCUGUCCGCUGCCCGAGCUGGCCGACAAGGCGUUCAGUGUCUUGUUCUUUUUCUUGAUCCCCCCAAGUUUGGACACGUUGUCGCGCCUCGCUGUCGAAGCCCAAGUCAGCUUGGUGCCACGUCCACCCGGGUUGGAUGACCAUGACGUUGGGGUUACCCCCACAAAAACUUCGUGGGUCCAACACUACAACACGUACUCGUUUGGAUGUCCAGCGGCCUACCCCUGCCACUGGACCAUUUAUCCUGUUGGUUUGUACAUUCCGACGCAAUGGGGCCCCAGUACAGUCGAUGGCAUCACUCAUGCCCACGCUUCGUUUUGGUUUCCGACAGAGUUUGAGCAUGGGUUGGCGUGGUCGGCCAAUUUGAAUCCGCAUUUGGUCACAGAGGCGCAAAUGCAUGCGUUUUUCAUGGACCAGCUGGACGACAGACAAUUCCAGUGGAUCAUGGAGUUUCCUGCAUGUGCAAGUCAAGGCGAGUCAUCCAGGGGGAACCUUUCUUAUGCCAAUCUACACGAUAUCCCCCCAGGAUUGUCCAAAGCCGAGUUCUUGACGAUGGGGUCGUUGCGUGCCUACCCGAACCAGCAAAUACGAAAGUUGGUGCAAGCGUUACAUGCGUCGACCCUUCCCUUGAGCCAUCCCCUGGUGUUGAGUGUGCUCUGUCAAACGAUGUAUCACGUGGGGGCGCUGUCCGAUGCCGACGUGCCGGCGCUUUUGUGGAAACGUGACUUAGACGACAACAUGGGAUGGCUGGAGAAGUGGUAUGCUGGCCUCUGGAAUCAACUGGGCCUCCUUCGUGACUCAAUUCGAGACUACAAAGCGUUUAUCGCAGGGGCGACCAUGGCGUCGUACUUGUCCCAGUUUUAUCCUCAAGCCCGACAGCUGGCUCGAGAAUUUGUUGCCGUUGCUAAAAAUUGGGCGACUAUUAUUCGCAAUGAAAUGGACGAUGCUAUCACGACAGCCACCCAACGACUGGACCUGCGUGCCAAGCAGUGCUUAAUGUACGGGUAUGGUAUUUUGGCCCUGUCGGCAGUGGGCGCGUUCGACACCAACGACGUGAGCAACUUGGUGGAGUGUAUCGUGAUGUUUCGAUACGGCCUAUUGUUUGGCGAAGGAAAUAAGAUGCAAACCGAGCUGUCGUGGCUGCAAGUGCAAGUUGCACAUGUGAUGGCUUGUCGCAUCCAUGACGUUCUGGCGACCUUGCAAAGCACCGGCGAAGGCGGCGACGAUAUCAUUUCCCGAGCCAUGGGGGGGGUGUUCCCCCACCUGCAAGUUCAGCCGUCACGAGUGGAUGAAAUCGUGUCGUUGGCAACGACAGUGGUUGGAAACGGCAAGGUUUCGAAGGCCAUGAGUUGCUUACUACCGACGCCCGCCAUCCAAUGGACAAUCAUUUCUCAAACAAGUUGCUUUGAAUCGACCGUGGUUGUUCGGGGCGAACCCGAGCACUACUUAAUCAACGUCCUCACGGGUUGUGUGCUGCUGAACGGCAAUCCGCCAUGUCGACUCCCUCGAUCCAUUGUACAACAUGCCACGUACACACGAUACUUUGACGAGCAAGAUUUUGACGUGAUGGCUAUCUGCGACACGGUGUUUCGUACAACCCAAACGUGCGACGACGUGUACUUUGAGUUCGCAAUCGUCAAUGCGACAACCAUACGAAUCCGAUCGAUUCACAGCCAAACCGAGCGUGUUUUAGAACUCGUGGAACUCACGGAAUCGGCGUGGAUGUCAGGGCUACCCAUCCGCUUGUUGAAAAUGCAUUCGCACUGGUUGGACUGCACCCAAAAGCUGUUGGUUUUCCGCCCCCCCACGUUCAAAUCACGAGUGAAUCAACAGUACCUUGCAGUGCUCGAUGAUCCCAGUCGAUGCUUCGAAGUCCCGUACGCCAGCCAACACAUUGAGCUCACGGAAGUGAUCGCAAUGCGACAGUCGUAUCGUUACUUCGUGGAGGAAUCCACCGUUCCUUGGAUUGCGACAGCCUUGUCCAAGUUUGAAAAUGUAGCGUACGUGCACGCCAUGAUGACGCCUGGCAAGAUACUUCAGGUCCACUUGCCCCGGUAUGGCUUGACGUUUGAAGGGCACACGGUGAACCCACGCAGUUUGGAAUUCACCGAGUUCCACUUGGCCACUACCCAACAGCUUGACUUCACACUGCCGUUCUUUGAGCAUUACCUAGUCCUCGAACGACUCGUGGAGUGUCCAGGCCAGCCUUCGACGAAACUAUUGGUCCCAAACGGCAUGGUUGUUGUGCGCAAUGGCAUGGUGAUAGUCCAACAAACCGACGCCUGCGAUGCGGCGCUGAGCUAUUUCACGUAUGAUUUCGCCCCCCACUCCAAUCAAUUGUCGGCGAAUUCCAUCGUUGGUCGUCUGCAACUUGCGGCGAUAUUCGCAGCCUCGAGCUCAUCGGUGCCGGACCCCCACCUCAACAUGACAGCAUCCGAGAUGGCCCUGAUAUUGCUUCGACAAUGCUGGGUUUCACGCCCGUGGACAGAACUCGAAGCGUCGAAGUUGGCCAACUUGGCGUCCUUUGCAUACAAGGAGCCUGCACUUGCGAUCCUUUGCGAACGCUUCGCCAAGCAAGCCCUCGACCGAGCCUUUUUGUAUGUAGCUGUCCCUGCCGAACCCAACCACGCACCGAAUGAAUUGGUCAACACGUCCAAAUGUGAACUUCGCGGUUGGAAUACACAAACGAUGCCUUGGAAUGAUCUUCGGCGGGGAUUGCAGCCCCACGAAAUGAUAGAGGCGUUUGGGCCGAUCCCCCGACCACGAAGGCACGACUCCCCUCCUGGAUCGUACUCAGUCAGUUCAAUUCCUCCAUGUCCUGUGUCCAAGGACGUUGUGGCCAUUGUGGAGCGAUCGGUGCUGUCCAUGGUCGAGUAUCAGUCGAAAACGUCAUCUCGUCCAUACCCAUUGAAGAAGCAGAAGCUCAACAAUAGCAUCGAAGCGCACGUGGGUAGCCUAUUGGAAAAGAGUUGGCACCACUACCAAGACCUAGCCCAGCCGAUGUUUACCCAAUCCAAGGACAAUAUGGAGAAGGUACUACAACGUACACAGCGGCAAGUGCAAGGUAAAGUGGACACCCUUGAGUCGUAUCUUGUUGACGUCGUGAGGAAUUGCAUUCCAACGCGUCAUGUCCAUCGAAUGAACCUUCGUCGGGCUUGCAAUCGUGUGGCCAAUCCCACCCUACGUGAUAUGCUGGUUUGGGCGCACUCCCCACACGAAGUGCUUCGCUUUAACCCGUACUUUUCACCCGAGGCCGUCAAGGCGAUUCAGGGGGUCACCCAGCUCUACUUAGCCACGGUCGUUUUGAACGCUCGGUUGUGUCGCAUUUUACACUUGAUAGAGUCAACGGCGUCGGACGCGCAGGUGCUGCAAGAACUGCAAGUCACUCGGACGUGGAGCAUCGAGGACCAUCCGCGGUGGCUCGUAUUUGAAGUCGAAGGGUCGUUGCAGAUUCGCCCCGAGCAGGCCACGAUCGCACAGCAUUUAUUGAACGAGCCAUCUGGGACGAUUUGUCAACUCAACAUGGGGCUCGGCAAGACGCGGGUGAUUUUGCCCCUGCUCAUUCUGCACUACACCAGUCAAGGCCAUGUGCCACGGGUGCAUAUCCUGGGACCGAUUUUACAAGAAGCGCUGGCGUUCUUCCACCUGCACCUCAGCGCAUCGACGCUGGCGAUUCGUAUUUUGGACCAGCCCUUUCAUCGACAAGCUGAGCUCACUUCGUUUGGCAUGUCGAUCUUGGGCCAGCCGAUUAUGAACGCUUGCUACGUUGUCGCCCCCGAGCACCGGUUGUCGCUGGAAAUGAAAUUGCAGGAAUGGGUAUACGAAAAAAACGUUCACGCGGAGCCAUUGGCGGCCCUUCUAGCACAAUCAAAGUUCGUCGACAUCUUCGACGAGGUCGACGCAUUGCUGCACCACCGGUAUCAACUUGUGUACGCCAUGGGAACUCCUGAUAGACUGGACAACUGCGAGACGCGUGCGGUCGUUGCGCAGGGGUUGCUAGCGGUGCUGAAUACGUGUGAUCGGGACAGCCGGCUCCACCAGUGGAUUUUCCAGCAUGGGCUUCAAAACACCAACAAGUCCAAGAGUGCAUUUCGGGAAAUUCGACUUAAAGUUGGCGUUCCCGAAGCCGCUCUGGAAGAAUUUCGUCGACUGGUAGCGCACGCCAUGAUUGCUCACUCGUCUGUGCACUUUCAAUGGCUCGGGCUUUGGUGCCAGAAAAGCUCAGCUCACAAAGACGCCCUUGUACGAUGCUUGCUGCUGAAAGAUGGGGAGAUUGAUGGUCUACAAUGCUUAGCCAGCACGUCCGCGUAUGCUUCCAUGCUGGCGCUGCGCGGGUUCCUUGCGUUUGGAAUCUUGGAGCAUUGCCUUCAACAACGCCCCCGUGUGCAAUAUGGUGUUGACCCCCAUCGGCACCCCAAGCGACUGGCGAUUCCGUUUCGAGCUGCCGACGUCCCCUCAGCUCGGGCAGAGUUUGGCCACCCCGACGUUUCCAUCGUUUUGACGACGCUAGCCUAUUACUACCAAGGAUUGACGGAGACACAGGUGCUGGAAGCGAUCAAGGUAUUGCUUUCACUGGGUCGUUCAGCGCGGACGAACGAGUACGAGACUUGGUUUAGUCCCAUUCGCGAUGAGCUGCAGCCAAAGGAAAGCCAGAUGCUGGACAAUUGCUCCAAGCUGGAUACGUCGAAUGGCCCCCAAAUGACGCUCUUGGUGGCAAAACUAGCGUUUUCCACGAAUUUGAUCGAUUUUUGGCUGCGCCGGUGUGUGUUUCCCACGGAUUUGGUGCAAUAUCCGGCUCGCAUUGCGUCUUCGGCUUGGGACAUGGCCAACAGCGACCAUGCCAAGGGGUUUUCUGGAACGAAUGAGUCGAACCCGAUCCUACCCACGCAAAUUACACCGAACCAACCACAGCUGCCAUCGUUGUUGGCUACGAAUGGCCUGAUGCUGGACCGACUCAUGACGUGUACGGUGACUUGCCAUGCUUUGGCAGCCGGUACCUUGUGGAAAUCGUUGAUGGAGUACGUCGUGGCUGGUGGCUACGAGGCGUUGAUAGACACGGGGUCGCUCUUGGCUGGCAUUUCGAACGAAGCCAUCAGCAUGUACAUGCUCAACCACGACAAUCUGCAUGCAAAACUCGGCGCCAUCGUCUACUUUGACCCGCCCCAAGGGUGUUGGAUGUCCCUGAAUCGAGCCACACGACACGCGGUACCCCUCCAUGACUCCCCCAUCAAGGAGCGCGACUCGUUUGUAUUGUUUGACGAAGCUCGAUCCCGGGGCACCGACAUGAAAAUGCGCGCGUCGGCGGUGGCCGUGCUGACGUUGGGCCCGAAACUGACCAAAGACAAGUUGAUGCAAGGCGCGGGGCGACUUCGCCUGCUGGGCAAACACCAACGAGUCGUGCUGGCGGUUCCUCCAGAAAUCCAACAAACCCUACCCUCUGUGACGUUGCCAGGCAUUCUGGAAUGGGUGGUGAAGAACACGGCCGCGAACAUCGAGGCAGGUUUGCCCUCGUGGUCUGAACAAGGUCUGUUCUUUUGCAAGAGCAAACAAGAGGCAUUUCAAGCGGUGGUGGAGGAGCACUGGGCCCUGAAAGACCUGUACGAGCUGCCGGUGCGCGUCCAGAAACUGUCGUCGUAUGUAGCCGAUCAAGUGGAAACGGAUUAUGAUGGCAGCGACAUGGCCAAACUGAUCGCGGAUCAAUGCGCGUCGCUUGGGGUGGAAGUGGACGUGUCCUUGUCGUACGGCGAAGAAUGCGAACGGGAACUGCAAGUUGAAGAGGAGGAGCAACAAGAAAAGGACGUCGAGAUGCGCGAGCAGAAGCCGCGUGUCGAAGCGUCGUGGAACUACUCGUCGAUUUUAACGGCAAAGUCAGCUCAAGACGUUCAAACAACGGUGGUCCCUCUCGCUGAGGGCAUACCGCAACUGUGGGGGCUUGGUGACGUGGCAUGGCCAGCGACCAUCUUUGGGACGACGUCGUUCUUCAACACGCUUGCAUCCAAGACAACCCUCAAGUAUGCGCGUGUCGUGGACUCGGUGGCCCUUUUUCCAAAUGGCGACGUGUUGUUGCUAUCGGACAAGGAAGCUGAUGCUGUCUUGGAGCUCGUGUGGGCGCGACCGUCUCGCUCUGUGCUUGGCCUUUUGCGGGGUCGGUUGAACCCACAGUUUACACUGGAAAACGUCGCCAUGCUACACCAUGCAGCUGAUGGUACGCCAUCUCCCAUGGCUGUCGGCAACGAAGUGGCGCUGGCGUUGCUGAAUGGCGUGACGAGGUUUGAUGCAACCACGCAACCGUCCCUGAAAGCAUUGCUCGCCAAGCCUCUGGCCCGGGUGGCUAUUUCAAAUCUGAUUGACGCCCGCGGCGAAGGGCGCAACUGGAUUGAAUCGGACUUGGAAAAAGCGUGCAAAUUGAUGGAGCUGGUGGAUGUAGCCAACGAGUAG
Aphanomyces astaci is the source of this 8397-nucleotide messenger RNA. RefSeq lists its product as hypothetical. The record is from RefSeq and is a predicted model, not a curated record. Bases 1 to 8397 code for a protein of 2798 amino acids. The transcript is spliced from 2 exons. Lineage: Eukaryota; Oomycota; Saprolegniomycetes; Saprolegniales; Verrucalvaceae.